Molecule: messenger RNA, 1582 nt
Organism: Liolophura sinensis
Lineage: Eukaryota; Metazoa; Mollusca; Polyplacophora; Chitonida; Chitonidae
Product: solute carrier family 22 member 18-like
Exons: 9
Coding region: 206-1561 (451 amino acids)
Biological process (GO): transmembrane transport
Cellular component (GO): nuclear envelope
Molecular function (GO): transmembrane transporter activity
Source: RefSeq, a predicted model, not a curated record
CGACCAUAAGCAGGUUGCUGGAGGACCUUUUCACGUUUGACAGCGUUUUUACAUGUAACAGCAGUGUUACAUAACAGUCAGUCAUUCACAUAUUUGUAUGUAUUUUUGAUUAUGGGUAUGCGUUAUUUUCCAGUCAGAUGAAUAUAAAUAUUGAUACGGAUUUGUAUUAUUUCUGCUUGGUAGAGCUGGCACAGUUAGUUCUGUCAUGUCUGCCCAGUACACCACAAUAUCGUCACGGAGAUCAGUUCAUGAAGACCAAGAUGAGUUCUACAGUUACCGUAGCGACAGCGUAACCUAUGAGAAACAUUCAAUGUCAGAGGUCAAGAUGAAGAGCCAAUCAGACGCUCCGAAGAUGAGUCAGUACCGCACUUUGUCUCUGUUUGGAAGAACCAUUAACUUUGUUGUGUUGGUCACACACAUACUGAUUUUCCUUUACGCCACAUGUUUUUGGAUACAGACUGGUGCCUUGCCUUACCUAACCAAGAAGCUCGGUGUUGACCCUGUGGUUUAUGGGUACCUCCAGACCACAUUCGCCAUCGUCCAAUUGGCAGGUGGCCCGCUGUUUGGUCGCUUCGGCGACCUGUUUGGCGGCCGGGCAGCCAUGUCUCUAGCGUUCGUGUCAGCAGCUCUCAGUUACGGGUUGGUUAGCAUGGCAUACUCCGUCCCCGUUCUGUUCCUCUCACGACUGCCGUCUGUGUUUCUGCACGCGAUGCAAGGUGGUUUGAUGAUAGUCACAGAUGUUGUUGACUCCAAAGAUCGAGCUUCAGCUAUCGGGAAACUUUCAAUAUCGUACGGGCUGGGGAUGGUGAUCGGACCUCUGAUUGGAGGACUCACAACUAAACAUGUCAACGAGCAGUUUUCAGCUUCCUUGGCUUGUGGCGGCUCACUGCUCUGUGUUCUUAUCGUAUUCUUGUUUAUUCCAAAACAAACAAAACGAGAGUCUGUUCUGCAGAAACAAGAUGAAAGAUCUGGAGCCUCAGUGUUCAGUGUCUCCAAAUUGUUGACAUUACUCUCCAAUCCAAAAGCUUUCUUUUUGCUGUCUGUGAAAAUGGGAACAGGAAUUCCCAUUGGCAUCUUCCAGAGCAUGUUUGCUGUGGUUGCCAUGGAAACGUUCAAGUUACCCGCGGAUCAAAAUGGCUACAUUAUGGCUUAUAUUGGCAUACUGGGAAUGAUAGUGCAGGGGUUUGGUACAAGCUUAAUGGUGAGUCGUUUUGGGGAGAACUCCAUUCUGAAACUGUCCACUUGCAUAUUAGCUGCAGCCUACCUCUUUCUGGCAUUCGUGACUAACAUCCCCAUGUUACUGGUAGCCGUAUUCCCGCUUGUGAUCGGACUCAGUUUGAAGAAUGUUGUGAUUACGAGUGCUCUCACACACACCGUGUCAGAUGCUGAUACAGGAGCUAUGCUAGGUUUGAACAUGGCUACCAAUUCACUGAUUCGCUCCGUCUCGCCGACCGUAGGAGGUCUCAUGCUCAAGAACUACGGCUUUCCUUCCUUCGGCACUCUGGGCUUUGUCAUGAGCUCCACAGUAGCUGUGAUAUUAUUUUUCAAACUGAAAAAUUAGGUAUUCUAUUAAAUACUAUGU